Messenger RNA from Entamoeba dispar SAW760, 763 nucleotides. RefSeq lists its product as uncharacterized. The record is from RefSeq and is a predicted model, not a curated record. The transcript has 3 exons. NCBI's taxonomy places the organism in Eukaryota, Evosea, Mastigamoebida, Endamoebidae. The annotation marks the transcript as partial.
UCGGCAGAGCGAACGGCUGUUAACCGUUAGGUCCUUGGUUCGAUCCCAAGCGGAAGCGUCUUUUUUACUAUUAUUAUUAACCUUUAUGCUACUAUUAUUAUUAUUAUCAUCUUAUUCACUUAUUAUUAUAUUAUUAUAUUAUAUUAUUAUGUUCUUUUUUUAUUCCCUUAUUCCCUUAUUCUUUCUCUUUAGUAGAUAUAUUCUUAUAUUUCUAUUUCUAUUUAUUAUACUUAUACAUGUAUAUAUUAUUUUACUUAGUAUUUUACUUCCUAUAUCCUUAUUAGAUGUACCUACUUUAUACUAUUACCUAUAUGCUAUUCUUAUCCCUUUAUACUAUACUAUUCUAUUCCUCUUAUACUAUUCUUAUCCCUUUAUACCUUUAUACCUUUAUAUUCUUAUACUUUUAUACUUUUAUACUUUUAUACCUAUAACCAUUUAUACCUUUAUACCUUUAUACCUUUAUACCUUUAUACUUUAUACUAUUUCCUCUUAUACCACCUAUUCUUAUUAUAAAAAUACGCCCCCCACUAUCUUUACUAUACCUUAUUCUUAUUUUUUACUUUUUACUUUUUACUUUUUAUUUCUUCUAUGUAUAUAUAUAUAUUAUAUAUGUACUUAUGUACUUCUUAUUCUUUUAUGUAUAUAUGUACUUAUGUAUAUAUUUAUAUAUUUAUAUAUGUAUAUAUUUAUAUAUGUAUAUAUGUAUAUAUGUACCCUCUUAUUAUGUUUAUCCUAUUAUUACCCUUCUUAUUACUCCUUAUAA